Molecule: messenger RNA, 1868 nt
Organism: Caenorhabditis angaria
Lineage: Eukaryota; Metazoa; Nematoda; Chromadorea; Rhabditida; Rhabditidae
Source: the annotation of a GenBank genome assembly
CUGUCUUCUUUUCCAUCAACUUCAACGGCCAACGCCGAACAACAAAAUACAGUAAUCCUCCAAAGAAAUGCGAAAAACUACAGUAAUAAUCUGAAUGGAGAAUACGGUAGAAAAAAUUAUGAAAAAAAUGAAGAGAAAAAAGAGGAUUACAGUAAUGUGCCGGCUUCGAUUAUUAUUCAAAUUGGUGAGAUUUUUAGGGUUACUGUAGGCACAGGGUUACUGUAAAAAUGCCAAAUUAAAAAAAUCUUAUUUCCAGAAAAAGCGAAUCGAACAAUCGCGGCUCAAAAUGUAGAAAUCGAUCGCCUCCGUAAUUUUCCCAACUCAGAAGACACGAAAAUGCUCAAACGUCAAAUAUUUGAACUCGAAAAAGAAAUGCGUGGAAAUCGAGAACGAUUUCUAGAACAACAGGAAUUAUUAAGUGAAAUGUCUCGAGAAAUGGACAAUUUAUUGAGGGAAAAACUGAAAAUGCAGGCGAAUUUACAAGAAAUGGAGAAAAAAUAUCGAAAAGCCAAAUAUGCGACGAAAGAAUUGGCGAGAAUUUUAGAAAAUGAUUCGACGAAAUUUGUGGGAAUUUGUAAUGAUUCCGAAAAUGAAGAAUAUGAAGAGGAUUUUGGGAAUGAGACUAAUAUGAGCAAUUCAUUAUUUCAUAGGUUGGAUAUUUUUGGAAAUUCGGGAAAAACUUUGAAAUAAAAUUUUUAUAGAAAAAUUCCGAAAGGAGUUCUUAAAAUUUUUUAAAAUUUGUAUCAAAAAUAUAAAUAGUUUUAGUAAAAUAAAUUUUCCACGUGUAUUUAUGUCUUUUGGAAACAAUAUAUCCCGCCUCAAAACGGACCUACAGUAACUUUUUGAUAUGUUCAAUAUUGAAUCAAAACUUUAGUCCCUACAGUAAUCCAAGUUUUGUUCAAAAACAUUUUUGUCCAGGUCUCGUCAAUUAUCCCGCCAACAAGACUGCAAAAGAUCUGAAAUCCAAAGCUGAAAGAGCCAUCGAACAAGCUGAAGAAAGAAAGAAAAAUGAGAUUUUGGUAAGUCCUUCUCAUUCAUUAAUUUCAUUGAGAUUCCUAAUUAAAACAAUUAUUUUUCCAGUCAAAAGAGCGUGAAAUGAUGGAAAAAGUGUUGGCUGACAAUGAGAAUCUAUUGAUUGAUUUGGAUAGGGAAAGACAACUUAGCGAAUCUCUGCACAAUGAUUUGGAGAAAACUAGAACUAUGGUAAUUUUUUGAUUUGAAAUCUCAACAAAAAAAGGUAUUUUUCUCGUAGAUUUUGGAUCGUGACGAGACCAUUCUUGAUCUGAAAUCAAAAUUAGGAAAAGCUGAUGAAUUGAAAAAUCAAGCUGAAUUGGAUUUGUCGAGAACAUCGACUGAUUUGGCAUUGGAAAGAGCAAGAUGUGAUGCGUUGACUUUGGAAUUACAUGAAUUGGACGCCAUUUUCGCGCAGGUUCUUUUUUUUAGGGGUUAUAUUCUCUACCUCGCAUUUUUCUUUACAAAUUUCAGACUUUUUUGCAGACCCAAUCGACAGUUCAAGCAUUUGCAAUAGAAAAUGAGCAACUCGAUGAGAAAUGUCGAGAAGCUCAUCACACAAUUAUUUCACUCAAUGCCAAGCUGUAAGUUUUACUUUUGACUAUAAAAAUAAAUUUGUUUGAAACUAAAAUUUACUUGAUAAAAUAUUGCAGAAAUGAUUGUGCUUUAUGUCGACCUUGUGAGUUUUUAGAGUGCUUUUCAGUUUUAAUUUUAGUUUUCCUCACAUUUAGAUUUUUUUUGAGAUCCUAACAAUGUAAAUAAAAAUGUUUUUUUCUUUCAGAGAAGCUCAAGGAAACGACCUGAUUCAAACCAAAAAACAACUUCGUGCCAUCAAAGAAGCCUCGACCAAAACAUGA